GCAUGUGAACCUAAUGUCAAAUAUGGUCCAAACUGUACCAAGAUGUGUAAUGCUCGUAAAUGUGCUGAAACAUCCUCAUCCUGCGACAUGGAUGGCACCUGUAUUGGAGGAUGCUAAGCUGGUUGGAAGAAUUUGGACUGUACUGAAGAUGUGAUCGAAUGUACAGAAUCGAACCCAUGUGAUAAGAACGCUGUUUGCAAAAACACGAUUGGAUCAUAUUCAUGCAAAUGCCAAACUGGAUAUUCUGGAAAUGGACACACGUGUAAAGAUGUGAACGAAUGCUUAGGACAGAAUUCAUGUCACACGGAUGCUCGCUGCGAAAACACAGAUGGAUCAUAUACAUGCACCUGCCGAAGUGGAUAUUAUGGAAACGGACAAUCGUGUGCAGACAAGAAUGAAUGUCAGAAUGGAGAGAGUACGUGCACCACAAAUGCUGACUGCAUGAAUACACCUGGAUCGUACAUGUGCACUUGUCGAGAUGGAUAUACUGGAGAUGGACACACGUGCAUAGCCUGUCAGCAGAACAUGUAUGGUCCUAACUGUACAAAGCUGUGCUCAGAACGUAAAUGUAAGUUCAGCAAUUCCUCCUGUGAUGUCAAGGCAGGUGCUUGUGAUGCCGGAUGUCAAAAUGGAUGGACUGGAUCGGACUGUACAAAAGACAUAAAUGAGUGUCUUGGAUCGAACAUGUGUGGCACCCAUGCGCUUUGCGACAACACCGAGGGGUCAUAUAUAUGUACAUGCCAAACUGGAUUUUCUGGAAAUGGACACAAUUGUAACGAUGUAAACGAGUGUGUCGAACAGAAUCCAUGUGACAUGAACGCUGAUUGCAACAACACUGUCGGAUCAUAUACCUGUGCUUGUCGACAUGGUUAUUCUGGAGACGGCAAAGACUGUGCAGAUGUGGACGAGUGUAGUGGUCAGAACCUGUGUGAUAAGAAUGCCAGUUGUACAAAUACAGACGGGUCGUAUACAUGUGAAUGUCGACAUGGAUAUUCGGGAGAUGGAAACACAUGUGAAGAUAUCGACGAGUGUCUUAUACAGACAAUGUGUGAUACCAAUGCGCAUUGCAACAAUACAGAUGGAUCAUACACGUGUACCUGCCUUCAUGGAUAUUCUGAAGAUGAAAAAACAUGUGCAGCGGCUGAUACGGGUGAACCUGAUUUGACUGGCACGAUUGCUGCAGUUGCUGCAGGGAUUGCUGUGCUAAUCAUUUUGAUUGUAAUAAUCGCAGUCGUUGUAAUAAGACGAAGACGACUGGCAAAGCACGAGGAUGACGGACAUAAAGAAGGAACAGACAUCAGUGUCCCUAAAUCGAAGAAAGAAAUCAAAUUGGACAACGUCUACGCCAAUGUAGGCGAUCAGCCACGACCUUCGCCAGAGGGAACUGAAAUGACAGUGGAAAAGAAAGCCACGCGGAAAACUGAUUCCAUUAUAGAAGAGGUGGACGAACAGGACAACAUGGGGGCAGAUGGGUCAGAGUACUACAACAUUUCUGACUUCAUCCUGCCAGAGGGUGGAGUGGUGGUCAGCGAACUGCCUCGCAUUAUUGAGAACAUCAGAAACCAACCUGGUGGUUUUGAAACAGAAUACAAGAAAUUGCUGGAUGGAUUUUCUUCUUCGUAUGACGAAUCGCAGAUCCUAGAAAACAAGACAAAGAACCGAUAUGUGGGCUAUUAUCCAUGUAAGUGCAUACGAUACCAGAAUAUUUGCUGGUAG
Gigantopelta aegis is the source of this 1716-nucleotide messenger RNA. Its product is annotated as adhesion G protein-coupled receptor E2-like. Gene Ontology annotation, molecular function: calcium ion binding. The transcript has 13 exons. NCBI's taxonomy places the organism in Eukaryota, Metazoa, Mollusca, Gastropoda, Neomphalida, Peltospiridae. The record is from RefSeq and is a predicted model, not a curated record. The coding region runs from base 442 to 1716 and encodes 424 amino acids.